AUGCCGGGACGCUGCCCUGUGUACUACGACGGGAAGAAUUGCAACUUUUUGAUACAAAAUAUCAUCAAACAACACAUGACCGCUAUUAAAAACUGCGUGAACGUACACAUGAACGGGUGGUACGGUACUUUGUCGCUAAAUACAAGGACACUGUGGCCAAAUGGAAGUAGAAGAAGAUUGUGUACGAGCAGCUGUUCGGCCGCCAUUCGAAUGUCGAGCAAUUGGACGACAAAGUACGAGAGUUUGUGGACGAGUCCGGCAUUGACAGAGACUUUUUCAAAUACAACAGCGACAAGGAUUAGUGGUCGAGAAUACCUUUUCUACACAAACUUUGUGUGUGGUUCGCUGCAAACGGACUCGAGACUUUUGCCAUUUUCAGGUGUUCAGACUCAGCCUUAA
Macrosiphum euphorbiae (potato aphid) is the source of this 399-nucleotide messenger RNA. Lineage: Eukaryota; Metazoa; Arthropoda; Insecta; Hemiptera; Aphididae. The record is from the annotation of a GenBank genome assembly.